AUGACGCUAUUUCGCAUUUUGGAUCUGGACUGUGUAAAGCUGGUCUUGCCGCAGGAGAAACUGUGCUACGUGGCCCCAGACUUUGGGAAAGAACUGUUCACCGCCGCUCAUCACUCCUCAUCUCUGGUUAAGAGUUACAAGUUGCCUGAUGGACAGUCCAUCAUGAUCGGAGAAGAAAGGUUCAGAUGCCCAGGAUCCCUCUUCCAACCUUCUUUGCUUGGUGUUGAGUCCAGUAGCAUCCCUGAAAUCACUUUCAGCUCUGUCAUGAAAGUCCACAAGGACAUCCAAAAAGACAUGUGGGCCAACAUAGUGUUGUCUGGAGGUACCACCCUGUGCUCUGGCUUUGCUGCCCGUUUUUAUUCUCGUUCUAAAAUAGUUGUACCUUCCCUUUCACACAUUGUGGCUCCCCCAGAGAGAGGGUACGCUGCAUGGCUCGGAGGCUCCGUCCUGGCCUCUCUGUCCACCUUCCAGAAAAUGUGCAUGAGCAAGCAGGAGUAUGAUGAGUGUGGUCCCAGAGUCAUCCACCAGAAAUGCUUCUAA
Messenger RNA from Boleophthalmus pectinirostris (great blue-spotted mudskipper), 540 nucleotides. RefSeq names its product actin, alpha skeletal muscle-like. The coding region runs from base 1 to 540 and encodes 179 amino acids. The record is from RefSeq and is a predicted model, not a curated record. NCBI's taxonomy places the organism in Eukaryota, Metazoa, Chordata, Actinopteri, Gobiiformes, Gobiidae. The transcript is spliced from 4 exons.